Molecule: messenger RNA, 754 nt
Organism: Peniophora sp. CBMAI 1063
Lineage: Eukaryota; Fungi; Basidiomycota; Agaricomycetes; Russulales; Peniophoraceae
Source: the annotation of a GenBank genome assembly
CAAGUACGGCGGUGAAGACAACUUUGUCGCACUCGAGGAUGAGCAGGACGGCAAAGAUAAUGACUUUAGUGAUGCCGAGGACAUGCCCGACGUGCCCGCGGCGAAGAACGGCAAAAGCAAGGACCCGCGCACGAGGAACGCAUUCACAAGGUUUCCAAUUCUCGCCUGGGCAUAUAAGUUCAGAGAGUUCUUCCUGCGGGAGGUGCUACGCUUGGAUGGGCGCGCAGAAGCUUUGGAACUAAUGGCCUGUCCGCACUGCCAGAAGGACGGAAUGCCAGAUUACCACUGCCUGGAUUGUUGCCGUGCGGAGCUCUGCCACAAGUGCACCAUUCUUUGGCACAAGUACAACCCGUUGCACAGCAUCCAGCGCUGGAAUGGGCAGUUCUACGAGAACGUAGAGCCAAAGGACCUCGGCCUCAGUAUACAGCUCUCCCAUCGGCCCGGAGAGACCUGUGAUAUGAGGGCUUUGCAUACGGUGGAAAACUUCACCGUGGCGCAUACGAACGGGGUCAAGGUAGUGUGCAUGCACUUCUGCAAGUGCAGCCUCGCGGGUGACGUUCCGCCAUACGUGCAGCUGCUGCGAUGGCGCCUCUGGCCUGCAACUUGCAGGGAGCCGGAGUCUGCUGCGACGUUCAAAGCUCUGGACUUCUUUCAUCGGCUUUCUCUCUUCGGUAAACUCAACGGCUAUGACUUCGUCUGCGCACUGGAGGCAGCAACGGAUGGAGCAUUAACCAAAGGGGUCGUGGACUUUUGA